This is a messenger RNA of Cyclocybe aegerita, 1809 nucleotides long. The record is from the annotation of a GenBank genome assembly. NCBI's taxonomy places the organism in Eukaryota, Fungi, Basidiomycota, Agaricomycetes, Agaricales, Hemipholiotaceae.
AUGUCCACUCGAGCUCCCUACAGCGGACCGUACCGCAAACUAGUCCUCGCCUUUGACGUUGGGACGACCUUCAGUGGAAUCUCUUACAGUAUUCUGGACCCUGGCGAAGUCCCUGAAAUACGGGGUGUAACGCGAUACCCUGCGCAAGAGCAAGUUGGAGGGGAUUCCAAGAUCCCAACCAUAAUAUAUUACGAUCGAGAGGGGAAAGUGCAAGCAGUCGGCGCCGAAGCCGUCCGUGAGGGGAUUGAAGAGCUUGUCCAGGACGAAGGCUGGGUCAAAGCAGAAUGGUUCAAACUUCAUAUGCGCCCUAAAACAAAGUCAGCGGCAUAUGUGACUGAGAAGAUCCCUCCACUGCCACCUGGCAAGGCUGCCAUUGACAUUUUCGCUGACUUCCUGCGGUAUCUCCACAAAUGCGCCCGAACCUACAUCGAGGAGACGCACGCCAACGGUGCCGACCUGUGGCGCAGCUUCGGCGAGGAUCGUACAGAAUUCGUUCUGACGCACCCUAACGGAUGGGAAGGGGGGCAGCAGGGCCUAAUGCGCAAGGCUGCUGUUGUGGCUGGCCUCGUGCCCGACACGGAGGAAGGCCGUGCUCGUCUUUCGUUCGUCACAGAAGGAGAGGCCAGCCUUCACUUCUGCGUUCAGAGUGGUCUGACGACGGAUGCCAUUAAGAAUGGCAAAGGCAUCCUGAUUGUCGAUGCCGGAGGAGGAACGAUCGACAUUAGUGCCUACAAGAAGACGUCAGCCAGUGGCCAUGCAUACGAGGAGAUUGCUGCGCCGCAAUGCUAUUUUUAUGGCUCAAUCUUUGUCACCAGGAAUGCCCGAGAUUUCCUUGAAAACCUCCUUCAAGGCUCGAGGUUUGUCGGUGACAUCCCAUACAUCACUGACCGUUUCGACAAGACCACAAAGCUACGCUUCGUGGAUUCCGAUGAGUCCCAGUUCAUCAAAUUCGGCACACUUCGCGAUAGAGAACCCAACCUCAACAUUCGCUCUGGCCAACUGAAACUCCUUGGGACUGACGUGGCCAAGUUCUUCGAACCCUCGAUCAAAUGCAUCACUAAGUCGAUCGAGGACCAGUGCAAGUCGUCCAAGACGCCGAUAACUUCUGUCUUCCUUGUUGGCGGUUUCGCUGCCAGCAAUUGGCUAUUCAACAACCUCAAGAACACAUUUACACCUCGUGGCUUGGACGUCAGCCGUCCUGAUAGUCAUACGAACAAAGCAGUCGCGGAUGGUGCCAUCUCCUUCUACAUCGACCAUUUCGUCAGCGCACGCGUUGGCAAAUUAUCUUACGGAAUCACAGCGAGCAUCCCGUACAACCCGACCGAUCUCGAGCACGCCCUGCGCGACAGGUUCACCUGCGUCGACUUCGCCGGCACUAGGAGAGUCAAUGGUGCAUUCGACGUUAUUCUUCCCAAGAAUACGAAAGUGUCGGAGACAGAAGAGUUCAGACACAGUUUCUUCAGAGAGGACACUAGCUCUACGUCGGAGAACCUCCGCCAUAUCAGCGUUCCCAUCAAGUGCUUCCGUGGUUGGAGAGAGGACCCACGAUGGAUGGACGAGCAAGCAGAGCUCUACUCGACCCUCUGCUACGUUGAGGCGGAUACCUCUCAUGUUACUCUAUCGCCGAAGGUCUCUCAACGCACACGGGGCCUCUACUUUACUCUCGAGUUCGAUGUCAUCCUAUCCCUUGGACUGACGGAAUUCAAGGCGUUUAUUGCUUGGAGAGAAAACGGCGUUGAGAAACGAAGCCCGGCUGCAUUGGUAUAUGACCCAGAUUCGGUCAUCCAAGACGCCAUCCCGUUGAUUUAG